Messenger RNA from Zychaea mexicana, 1074 nucleotides. Its product is annotated as guanine nucleotide binding protein, alpha subunit. Gene Ontology annotation, molecular function: GTPase activity; G-protein beta/gamma-subunit complex binding; GTP binding. Gene Ontology annotation, cellular component: heterotrimeric G-protein complex. The record is from RefSeq and is a predicted model, not a curated record. The coding region runs from base 1 to 1074 and encodes 357 amino acids. Gene Ontology annotation, biological process: adenylate cyclase-activating G protein-coupled receptor signaling pathway. The transcript has 8 exons. NCBI's taxonomy places the organism in Eukaryota, Fungi, Mucoromycota, Mucoromycetes, Mucorales, Lichtheimiaceae.
AUGCUUUCAAUAUUGGGUAUCUGUACAUCAUCAGAAGAAAGAGAACGUCGACAGCGUAGCAUCCAAAUAGACCGUGAAAUCGAGCUGGCCUCGCAACGGAAUAGACAAGAAUGCAAGCUUCUGUUACUAGGCAGUGGAGAGUCUGGCAAGUCCACCAUUGUCAAGCAGAUGAAAAUCAUUCAUCAAAAAGGUUAUUCCAAAGAUGAACUGAGAGCAUGGCGAUCGAUCGUACACAAGAAUCUUGUCGAUUCCGCUAAAGAUCUAGUGACUAGUGCUCGCAAAUUAAACACAGAGUUCAGCGAUCCUAGAAACGAGGAGAUUGUACAAGAUUAUGUCUUGCCGAUCGAAAUACCACCGGAUGAAGGAUUACCCGCAGACCUGAUCACGGCGAUCCAAACGAUUUGGCAAGAUGAUAGCACACCCGAGAUCCUCCAGCAAGGCUCUAGUCAAUUUUAUAUCAUGGAUUCUGCUUCAUAUUUUCUAAAUCAUGCAAAACGCGUUUCGCAGCCCGAUUAUAUUCCAACUGUCGACGACGUAUUGCAAGCACGGUUAAAAACAACGGGCAUCACGGAAACCUGGUUUUUGAUGGGAAAACUUAAUGUUCAUAUGUUUGAUGUCGGUGGUCAGCGGUCAGAACGGAAAAAAUGGAUUCAUUGCUUUGAAAGUGUCACUUCCAUCAUAUUCUGUGUGGCACUCAGUGAAUAUGAUCAGGUUCUGCAAGAGGAAUCCAAACAGAAUCGCAUGAUGGAAAGUCUCGUACUAUUCGAGUCAGUCGUCAACUCACGGUGGUUCUUACGGACAUCUGUGAUAUUGUUUUUGAACAAGAUCGAUCUGUUUGUUUCCAAAAUCAACCGAGUACCGUUAGAACGCUAUUUCCCAGAUUAUACAGGUGGAAAUGACCCAUCCAAAGGUGCAAAAUACUUGCUAUGGCGGUUUAAUCAAACAAAUCGAAUGAAUCUCAAAAUAUACCCACAUCUCACACAGGCUACAAGUACUAGUAACGUUAGUAUCCAUUUUUCUGCGAUCGCCGAAACAAUACUGAAGAAUUCGUUACAAGAUUCGGGUAUCAUGUAA